ACAAAUGAGAUAGCCGUGUUCAUCCAAUACACGGAAACAGUAGACGGUUAUCGUAUAGAAACGUCAAGCUGAUUGUUCUUCUCAUUCUCAUUCUUUUAUUUUUCAUCUUUCAAGCUACUCAUUAUGGGUUCUUCAACCUUGAUUCCAAUUGCAUUAUAAUCUUUUUUUUUUUAUUCCAAAGGUAUGGCUGAUGAAUUUAUUGUUUGAUGAAGUUAACUUUGAAGGACUAACUUAUGUAUUGAUGAUCCAUCUGAUUUUCACUCAAUUCUAGGGGAAAUAUUGGUCGAUUUCGUUGGAUAGAGUGGAACAUAGCUAAUCCAGCUAUGACUUGCUUCCCUUUCGUUUGUCGAAUGAGAGCCAGGGCGUCUACUGAACCGAAUGUAGACAUUGCUGGAGUUUCAGAUUUAAAUAACAUAAAGUUCUAUAAAUACAAGGAGUUGCAGCACGCAACGGACAACUUUAGCCAAGCAAAUAAAGUCGGCGAGGGAGGUUUCGGACUUGUCUAUAAGGGUAAGCUGAGAGAUGGGAUGGUGGUCGCUGUCAAGGUGCUAUCACCCGAAUCAAGGCAAGGCUUACACGAAUUCGUUACAGAAUUAACGGUCCUUGCAAACAUAGAGCACGAAAAUUUGGUUAAGAUUUUAGGUUGUUGCGUCGAAGGGAAUAAUAGAAUUUUGGUCUCCGGAUAUCUCGAGAAUAACAGCCUUUCUCAAACUUUACUUGGUCAGAACCUUAACAACAUUGAUUUUAACUGGAAAAAACGAAGAAACAUAUGUAUUGGCAUUGCGAAGGGCCUUGCAUUUCUUCAUGAAGAAAUCCAGCCUCGUAUCGUGCAUAGAGAUAUUAAAGCGAGCAAUAUCCUACUCGACAGAGAUCUAACGGCUAAGAUUUCAGAUUUUGGUCUCGCGAGACUUAUACCUGCUAACAUGACACAUGUUAGCACUAGGGUUGCAGGGACACUAGGUUAUUUGGCACCUGAAUAUGCACUCCGAGGUCAGUUGACAAGGAAAGCCGAUAUCUACAGUUUUGGUGUUCUUCUUCUGGAAAUUGUCUGUGGUAGAUGCAACCGGAAUAGACGACUGCCUCCUGGAGAUCAACAUCUUGUGCAGAGGGCAUGGAAUAUGUUUAAGAACGAGUCGCUUGUCGAGUUGGUAGACGAAACAUUUAGAGAGGAUCUUGAUUUUGAGGAGGCAAGUAGAUUCUUCAAGAUCGCGCUUCUUUGCAUGCAAGAAGUACCAAAACUACGACCAUUGAUGUCGACUGUGGUAGCGAUGCUUCAGGGAGAGGUUGACAUUACUGAAAUGAGCAUAACUCAGCCCGGGAUGCUUUGUGAGUUUACUGAUAUUAAAGCGAAAGAAAUCUCUAUAGAACACACGGAUAAGAGCACGUCCGCCUUUGUUUCUUUAACCUUCAGUCGAUAAGUAUCGAGAUGACUGAGCUAACCAGUGUAACAUAAUUGGCUUUUGAAUUUGGGAUUCACUCAAAUUUGUCCAAGAAUAGCCUAAAACAGACCAUAAUUUGCUUUUUGUAUUCGCGAUUCACAAGGAAAUUAGCGAAUUAUGUGACACUGAGUUUAGCAGGUAGAUUUUACCCCGUAUUCUAUUUGUGCCUCUUUUUGGUAGAUAUAACACUGAAACUAGUUUCUUUGGAGAGCCUAGAUGUCAAAAUGGUCUAGAGUGUGAUCCUACUCCCGUCUUUACUAUUAGAAAUGCAUAAUAAAUUUGAAUUUUGUAUUUAAUUGUAUUAAUUGAUAUGAACCCAUAUUUUAUCUUUCA
Amaranthus tricolor (Joseph's coat) is the source of this 1772-nucleotide messenger RNA. RefSeq names its product cold-responsive protein kinase 1-like. Gene Ontology annotation, molecular function: protein kinase activity; ATP binding. NCBI's taxonomy places the organism in Eukaryota, Viridiplantae, Streptophyta, Magnoliopsida, Caryophyllales, Amaranthaceae. The transcript is spliced from 8 exons. Bases 324 to 1418 code for a protein of 364 amino acids. Gene Ontology annotation, biological process: protein phosphorylation. The record is from RefSeq and is a predicted model, not a curated record.